AUGUUUGGGAAAGUCGUGGUUUUCGGGUUAUUAAUACCACUAAUUUUUGCUACCAAUUUACUACUAGACAAAAUUUCUAGCCAGGAUGGGUUUUCCCUAAAUUAUUUUUUACGUGAUCAGUUACAACUUCAUUUGGUUUUACAUUUCGAUAACGCGACUAAGGUUGCUGCAAAUUUGUUUCUAAUGACGUUAUCAGCUUCAUUGACACUAGUUAACCACGAUAUUGUCAAUAAUCAGCCCAAUUUAGAACAACAGUGUAGUGUCAAAUAUUUGCAUCUGGUGCUAUUAUCCAACCCUUUGACAUUUUCUAAACUGUGUACAUCAGAUUUUGUUGUGUUUUUCACCAACCCAACUAAUUUUCCACUGGGGUCUGAAAAUUUUUCCAGCUUGUCAGGUUUAGAAAAAUCGGGAGGUGUUGCCGUAGUCAAUUAUGCCGAAAGUGUAGAAUUAUAUACCAUCUGCUUCUAUUGUGGUGACAUUAAAGGCAAAAUGACUCUGUUGCAGAAAUCAUCGUACGAUCAACCCCUGGACAUAGAAUUUCUAUUUUCGAACAAGUUCAAAAAUUUCGGUGGUCACCUAUUCAAAGUCGCCUACAUAGAUUAUCUUCCCUAUAUAUACUGUAGUCAAAAAACUAGAGUCAAUAAUAUCACCUUGUGCAAAAAAGCAACUGGUUCAGAAUUCCUGUUGCUGCAAACUCUAAGUCAACAUUUGAAUUUCACCUACCAAUUGAUAGAAACACCAAGUGAUUUUUUUGACAUACUAAUAGACGAAGUGAUUCUAAAAAACGCAGAUUUUGCCAUUGGUGGUGUUUCUAUAACAAACCAGCGCAUGAAAUCGGUCAAAUUUGGCGCACUUCUUCGACUAGAACCUCUUUGUUUAUUGUACGUUUUUCAAAAACCGUUUCUUUCGAAGCUGUUUGAAUACGAGUUGAAAAAUCUACUUCUAGAGUUGUUUCUCUUGGUGGUGAUGUUUUUCCUAUCUUUGGUGGUGUUUUUCCUCGACAAGUGUAAACUAUCGUUCGUGGAUAUAUUCAUGAUGUUUCUAAAAAGCAAGUACGAAAUAAAUACCAACAUCAAAACCAGUCGUUUCCAAAGAAUGCAGAACUCGAUUCUUGUUAUUUUCGUGUCUUGGUGGAUCUUCGCUUUGAUUGUCAACGUGAUUUAUAGAUCAAUGCUGGUUUCGUUGAUUUUUGAAAAACCACUGGAGGAUGUUACGUUUCAGGAUUUGGUUGAUCAAGGGUAUCAGAUCGUGCUUAAGAAGAACACGUCGUACAUGAAGAUGUUUUUAGACACUGAGGAACGACUGAUUAAUAGGUCUACCACUUUAUGGCUGGAUAAGUGUGAAAUGUUCCCCUAUGUUCAAAACAACAAAGCUCUGGUUCCUGUUGAAUUGACCAUGAAUCUCGUUCAAACUGUGUAUCACUGUUCAACGCUGCGUCAUACGAUUAUCGAUGUUAAAAAGUUUACAAAUCGAGCUUUUGGGGUGACGCCUCAUGCUUGGGCUUUUAAGUCUGAUGCUCCUUUUAUCGAUGAGUUCAACGUUGUUGUUAAAAAGCUUCUAAAUGGAGCUGUGUUGAAAAUGUGGGAAAAUAACGUUCUACUGGAAAAACAUAUGCACACUGAAUAUGCAGAAAGAAGUUUUCCAAGGCGAGAGAAAAAUGUUAUUGAUUUUGAGUCUUUUAUUUUGCAUUUUCUAGUUUAUUUGGUGUUGACCAUGUUGUCUAUUUUUUGUUUUUUGUUUGAACUUCUGUACUGGUAUUUGCGGAAAAGGAACACUGUUGUUGUGCUACAAAAAUAA
Zophobas morio is the source of this 1797-nucleotide messenger RNA. RefSeq lists its product as uncharacterized. The record is from RefSeq and is a predicted model, not a curated record. The transcript is spliced from 4 exons. Bases 1 to 1797 code for a protein of 598 amino acids. NCBI's taxonomy places the organism in Eukaryota, Metazoa, Arthropoda, Insecta, Coleoptera, Tenebrionidae.